AUGAAGAAGAGAACUGACCACCAACUCAAUAUCAAAGCAAGGGAUAGACUUCCAGACGGCAAGUUCAAGGAGUUAGAGUCAACCCAGGAACCUGCCAUGCCACAUCCCCUAGAGCUGUAAGAAUUCUGGAGUUUCCAGGUCUUCAAGGAUAUUAGCAUUAUAGAGGUUGGGGCCCAAGUGGUAAAGAAAGUCAAUGCCAUUUUUCAAAUGGACAUCAUCAAAGAUGGGAAGAUCAUGUUGCAGUGGACCAUUGAUUUGAAUAAUGGGUUCUGGGACAUGUAUCUAGGAUCUGCCAGAUCCUGACUUCCUGAAGACACUCUCUUCAGCUUUCCAAAAUCUGUGUUAAAGGAGAUAGUUUUGGGCAAAAUGAAUCCUCAGAACCAUUCCUUGCAAGUCAAAGUGAGUGUCAAAGUUCUGCUUGGCCAGAAAUUGGAAAGGGUUUUUAUAGACGGAGCUAAAUUUUAA
This is a messenger RNA of Sorex fumeus (smoky shrew), 465 nucleotides long. It is a transcript of the gene SCP2D1, whose product is annotated as SCP2 sterol binding domain containing 1. Gene Ontology annotation, cellular component: cytosol. NCBI's taxonomy places the organism in Eukaryota, Metazoa, Chordata, Mammalia, Eulipotyphla, Soricidae. The record is from RefSeq and is a predicted model, not a curated record.